Molecule: messenger RNA, 4828 nt
Organism: Ochotona curzoniae (black-lipped pika)
Lineage: Eukaryota; Metazoa; Chordata; Mammalia; Lagomorpha; Ochotonidae
Gene: IREB2
Product: iron responsive element binding protein 2
Exons: 22
Coding region: 100-2988 (962 amino acids)
Biological process (GO): citrate metabolic process; tricarboxylic acid cycle
Cellular component (GO): cytosol; mitochondrion
Molecular function (GO): 4 iron, 4 sulfur cluster binding; iron-responsive element binding; aconitate hydratase activity
Source: RefSeq, a predicted model, not a curated record
CUGUCUUCCUCACCGCUCCUCCCUCCUCGCCCGGCCUCCCCUCACCUCACCUCGCCGGCCCCCCGUACUCCCCGCCGGGGGAGAAUAUGGUCUCCGGCGAUGGAGGCCCCCAGCGCAGGAUCUGCCUUUGAGUACCUUAUUGAAACUUUAAGUGAUGGUUCACAGAAGUUCUUCAACAUCCCUAAACUCGGAGGCACCAAGUAUGAUGUUCUGCCUUACUCAAUACGGGUCCUUUUGGAAGCUGCUGUACGAAAUUGUGAUGGCUUCUUAAUGAAGAAAGAAGAUGUUAUGAACAUUUUAGACUGGAAAACCAAACAAAGCAAUGUUGAAGUGCCCUUCUUCCCUGCUCGUGUUCUCCUUCAAGAUUUUACUGGAAUACCAGCUCUGGUGGACCUUGCUGCUAUGAGGGAGGCGGUGAAGGCGCUCGGAGGCGACCCUAACAAAGUCCAUCCUGCCUGUCCAACUGAUCUCACAGUUGACCAUUCGUUACAGAUCGACUUCAGUAAAUGUGCAAUACAGAACGCUCCGAAUCCUGGAGGUGGUGACCUGCAGAAAGUAGGCAAGCUCUCCCCACUUCGAGUGCAACCCAAGAAGUCUGCCUGCCGAGGCCAGCCUGCCUGCCGAGGGGCGUGUGACUCCGGGGACCCUGGCCGGCAGCCGGGCACGUUUGCCUCGCAGAUUGAGAACACGCCCAUCCUGUGUCCUUUCCACUUGCAGCCAGUGCCUGAACCUGAAACAGUGUUGAAAAAUCAAGAAGUAGAAUUUGGUAGAAAUCGGGAGAGGCUUCAGUUUUUCAAGUGGAGUUCACGAGUUUUCAAAAAUGUGGCCGUAAUCCCUCCUGGAACUGGAAUGGCUCAUCAAGUAAACUUGGAGUAUUUGUCAAGAGUAGUUUCUGAAGAAAAGAACCUCCUCUUCCCGGACAGUGUGGUGGGCACGGACUCUCACAUAACCAUGGGGAAUGGUUUGGGGAUUCUAGGCUGGGGGGUUGGCGGCAUUGAGACGGAAGCUGUGAUGCUCGGCCUGCCCGUUUCUCUUACUUUACCAGAGGUGGUUGGAUGUGAGCUGACUGGGUCGUCCAACCCCUUUGUUACAUCCAUUGAUGUUGUUCUUGGCAUUACAAAGCACCUCAGGCAAGCAGGAGUCUCUGGGAAGUUUGUUGAGUUUUUUGGAAGUGGAGUUUCACAGUUGUCUAUUGCUGAUCGAACUACAAUAGCGAACAUGUGUCCAGAAUAUGGUGCUAUCCUCAGCUUCUUUCCCGUUGACAAUGUGACAUUAGAACAUUUAGAACACACAGGUUUUGACAAAGCCAAACUCAAGUCAAUGGAAUCAUACCUUAAAGCUGUGAAAUUGUUUAGAACUGACCAGGAUGCUGGAGGACCUGACUACUCCCAGGUCAUCCAGAUCAACCUGAAUUCAAUAGUUGCGUCUGUCAGUGGUCCAAAAAGGCCUCAGGAUAGAGUUGCUGUGGCAGACAUGAAAAGUGACUUCCAGGCUUGCUUAAAUGAAAAGGUUGGAUUUAAAGGCUUCCAAAUAGCAGCUGAAAGACAGAAGGAUACUGUCUCUCUCCAUUAUGAAGGAAGUGAAUAUGAAUUAUCUCACGGGUCCGUGGUCAUUGCCGCAGUGAUUAGCUGCACCAAUAAUUGCAACCCUUCUGUCAUGCUCACUGCAGGUCUUUUGGCUAAAAAGGCUGUUGAAGCUGGUCUUCGAGUUAAACCUUACAUAAGAACAAGCUUGUCUCCGGGCAGUGGGAUGGUUACACAUUACCUCAGUUCAAGUGGCGUGUUACCAUAUCUCAGUAGGCUUGGGUUUGAAAUAGUUGGCUAUGGAUGUUCAACAUGUGUGGGGAACACAGCACCCUUAUCAGAAGCUGUUCUAAGUGCAGUAAGACAGGGUGAUUUGGUUACUUGUGGAAUUUUAUCUGGAAACAAAAAUUUUGAAGGUCGUCUUUGUGAUUGUGUUCGUGCCAAUUAUCUUGCCUCUCCGCCCUUAGUGGUGGCUUACGCCAUAGCGGGCACAGUGAAUAUAGAUUUCCUGACGGAGCCUUUAGGGACUGACCCCACUGGCAAGAAUGUUUACCUGUGUGAUAUUUGGCCUACUCGAGAAGAAGUGCAUCAGAUUGAGGAAGGACAUGUUAUUUCAACCAUGUUCAAAACACUAAAGGAAAAGAUGGAGAUUGGAAAUAAACGAUGGAAUUCCCUAGAAGCGCCUGAGUCAGUUUUGUUUCCAUGGGACUUAAAGUCCACUUAUAUCAGAUGCCCUACAUUUUUUGAUAAGCUUACCAAAGAGCCAGUUGCACUGCAGCCCAUUGAGAACGCCCACGUCUUGCUGCACCUGGGGGAUGCGGUCACCACCGAUCACAUCUCGCCUGCGGGGAGCAUCGCUCGGAGUAGUGCUGCCGCCAAGUACUUGACACAUAGAGGCCUUACCCCUCGUGAAUUCAACUCGUAUGGAGCUCGCAGAGGCAAUGAUGCUGUGAUGACAAGAGGCACGUUUGCAAAUAUCAAACUUUUUAACAAGUUUAUUGGGAAGCCAGCUCCCAAGACCAUCCAUUUCCCUUCAGGACAGACGCUGGAUGUCUUCGAAGCUGCAGAGCUGUACCAGAAGGAAGGCAUCCCACUGAUCAUAUUAGCCGGAAAGAAAUACGGCUCUGGAAACUCGAGGGACUGGGCUGCCAAAGGACCCUACUUACUGGGUGUGAAAGCUGUUUUAGCUGAAAGUUAUGAAAAGAUACACAAAGAUCAUUUGAUUGGAAUUGGCAUCAUUCCACUUCAGUUUCUCCCAGGAGAAAACGCAGAGUCCUUAGGCAUCUCCGGCAGAGAAACAUUUUCUUUAACUUUUCCUGAAGAACUGUCUCCUGGGAUUACAUUAAGUAUAAAGACAAGUUCUGGUAAAGUAUUCAGCGUGAUUGCUUCAUUUGAGAAUGAUGUGGAAGUCACCUUGUACAGACAUGGAGGAUUAUUGAACUUCGUGGCACGAAAAUUCUCCUAGUAUCUGCUUGCCAGGGAGACCACUCCUGACCAGUGACCGUCGCGCCCUUGUGCUGGAUGGAGCCAGGGACCCCGCCUGCAACUGCAGAUCGUCCCUGGACCCUCAGUGUUCUGGUCCAUGGAUGUAACGAUCACGAAUCAAUGUGGUAACUGAGAUGAAAUCUUCUUGAUUUUAAAUCAUAUACGAAUGGUGCUAUUAACAUUGCUAAAAUCAACGUGUGGCGUGUGGCGUGUGUUGUGGAAGCCUGUAAGUAUGGGGGGAGGUAUUUGAUCAAACCAUUUGUAAAUAAAGGCAGAAUUUGAACUUGUUGAAGAUCCCUGUAUGAGUAAACUCUGGAGCUGUCUGUGCAGCUUUGCACCUGAAACUGUACUACUGUUUGUUGGUUUAAGACCAGCAGAUGGGAAGAGCAAGAGGCUAGACUCUCAGACUAUGGAAGUUGGAAAAUGAUUUGUAAGUGGACUUUGAAGUAUAAUAAUUCUUUUUUCACCGUUGUGCUGGACUGUAGACUCAGUCUGUAAGGAUGAACUUGUCCCACAUCACAAUCCUCUGUCCCCACCAAGCUGAGCGGAGCGUGUGGUGCUGGGCGGCAGCAGCCAGCGCAUGCCUCCUGGGACACAGCCCUUAGAUUCCAGGAGUGUGCUGGGCUGAGCCUCAGGCAAGCCUCAUGGGGCACGCUGGUCAUUUGAAUCCAUGACUUUGCUCUCCUCAUCUGAUGUUGUAAGUUCCUAUAACCUUAUUCAGUACCAAAAUUCCACACUUUUAAGUUGCUGAAGAGAAAUUUAGUCAUUAAGCUCUACACUGGCUUCCUCUAGACUUUUAAAUUAUUCACCCUAAAUUACAUGGGGCCCAGCCCUAGGCAUCUUUAAGUAUUCUUUCUUUUUUUUUUUUUUAAUGUUAUUUCUUAAUUAUUUAAGUUCAUUUUGUAUCUGUUAAAAUGAAAGCUGACCGUAAGGAUAAAACACUUCAGUUAAAGCCGAGUACCAUGUAUUCCCAGUACACGUUCUGUCCACUCUGUCACGGGCCCUGCCAAGCAGCUGUCUGCUAAAAUGUUGGGGUGAUUAAUUUUUGGUGGCUGUAUGCCUUUUUAAAUUAAGAAAUUAAGCCUAGCAUGUAAAAGAUUGUAGUAGGUUUUUUACAUGAAGAUUUGCAUAUAACCUAGUUAAGUUGCUACAGUUCAGAAUUAACUCAUACAGCUCAGAGUAACGGAUUACUGUAAGCCGAAAUGCUGAAAUUACCAGAUCAGUGGACAAAGACCACUGAGAACUUUGCACAUAAAUCAAUCAUGGUAUCUUGAAAAUAUUUUGCAAAUAUAUAUUUAAACAGGAAGAUGGGUAAGAAUUUACCAAGACAAUUUCCCUUCUUUAUUUAAAAUGUUCAUAAGUAUUUUCUUUGGUACUUUGAAAUCAUACUUUGUUCUUCAUAUAUACUGUGUUAUCUGUCAGUGCAUGUAUGUUUCAUUUCCAUGAUAACAUGAGUUAGGGGUGGAGAAUGUACAAGCUAUACGUUAAAAUGCCUGUUACAUGCUUCGACGAACUGGUCAUUCCAAAGUGGAUGUGUGGGAGGAAGGGUUGUCUAUAUUUGGAAGGUGUACUUGAUCCAUAGUCUGUAGGCACAGGCGUAGCAUCGCCAGCAGGAAGGUGGUGCCAGCUAGCUGUGAAGGUGAUGUCCAGGGCCGAGGCAAGCACAUCUUAGAUUUCAGGAACAGAAGCAAAAUUCCCUUAAUCACUUGCUUGUAUAUGUCGAAGCCAAAAGUUUAGUAAGUGUGGUCUACAAUUGGGAGAGCCAUUGCUGUAGGCCCCAGUGUGUAUACCUGAUAAUUCUUUCUCUAGCCAAAUGCUUU